Cuculus canorus (common cuckoo) is the source of this 4012-nucleotide messenger RNA. RefSeq names its product LON peptidase N-terminal domain and ring finger 1 (gene LONRF1). The coding region runs from base 110 to 2245 and encodes 711 amino acids. NCBI's taxonomy places the organism in Eukaryota, Metazoa, Chordata, Aves, Cuculiformes, Cuculidae. Gene Ontology annotation, molecular function: protein binding. The transcript has 12 exons. The record is from RefSeq and is a predicted model, not a curated record.
CGCCCGCCCAGGCGCCGCGCUUCCUCCUCCCCGCGCCGCCAGUGCCUCAGCGCCGAGCCGAGCCCGGCGGCCGGAGCGGCAGCGCCACACCCCCUUCGCCGGGCAGCCGAUGGCGUUCUCUCCUGCCGCCGUGAGCUCGGACGCGUCGCCGGGCGGCAGCGGGAGCUCGGGCGAGGAAGCGGAUGGAGACCGUGUGCCGCCGGUGCCCGGGAGCCGCCUGAAGGAGGCGGCGGGCGCGUCCGUGGCGUCGUUGUGCCUCGGGGCGCUCGGCGGGCCCCAGCGCCUCAGCUCCCUCGUGGAGUGCCUGGUGCUGAACUACCGGCUGCGGCAGGGCCCGGGCCGCGAGCGCGGGGCCGAGGCGCCGCUGCGCUGCUGCGGCUGCGGGCGGUUCCUGGGCGAGCCGGUGACGGUGCCGUGCGGGCACACCUACUGCCGGCGCUGCCUGCGCGGGGAGCUGCGCGCCCGCUGCCGCCGCUGCCGGGACUGGCUGCCGCCGCCGGCUCCGCUGCGCACUAGCGUCGUGCUCAGCCAGCUGGCCGAGAAGUGGUUCCCGGGAGAGUGCCAGAGGGCGAGGACCGGCCGGCGGCUGGAGGAGCUGCUGGCGCAGGGGCGCUUCCGAGAGGCGCUGGGGGCCGCCGGGCAGGCUCUGCGAGCAGAUCCCAAUGACUUAAUGCUAAGAAUAUACAGAGCUGAGUCGUAUAUUGGCCUCCAAGAAUAUAAAACAGCCAUAGAAGAUCUAAAUUUUGUAAUUUCUAAAAUGCCAAACUGGCCAGAGGUCUACUUCCGGAAGGGAAAAGUGCUGCAAGACUCUGGCUUUGUAGGUGAUGCCUUACAACUAUUUCUACAGUGCUUAGCCCUUGAUGAGGACUUCCUUCCAGCCAGGCUAGAAGUAGAAAGGACGUUGUGUGAUGUGCUGUCACCAGAGAAGUUAGGAGAAAGUCUGAAAGAAUCUGCUUGGAAUUCAGCACAUAUUCGAAAUAAAGCUUUUAUACUUGGUUCUGAGGUGACUGAGUCUUACUGCAACUUACAGCUUUGUCCUGAGCAGAGUUUAGGAGGAUCAGAGAUACUGGAGCCUGUCAGUGGAAGCUUAAAUCGUGCACAGUCUGCCCAUGCUCUUAAUUCAACAGAAGACCUUGCCAAGGAAGAUGGCUUAAAGAGAGUGUCUUCUGAACCCCUUCUCUCUGGCCAAGAGAAAGGUGCUUUGUUGAAAAGAAAGCUUUCCUUUUCUGAACAGGAUACAAUUACUUGCGAAGAUGGAAGAAACAAACACAAAAAGCAAGGAGAAAGUACAAAAAGGGACAUGACACUGGCUUUUGGAACAAUUCCAGGGGAUUUGAUUGAUGUAUCAGAUUUUGAGUGCUCUCUAUGUAUGAGGCUAUUCUUUGAGCCGGUGACAACCCCUUGCGGACAUACUUUUUGCAAAGGCUGCUUGGAACGAUGUUUAGACCAUGCACCUCAGUGUCCACUCUGUAAGGAGAGUUUGAAAGAGUACCUUGCAAGCAGAAAAUACAGCAUCACAGUACUGCUGGAGGAGUUAAUUAUGAAAUACUUGUCUGAUGAGUUAUAUGAGAGAAAAAGAAUUCAUGCUGAAGAAACUGCUGAGCACUCAAACUUGACUAAGAAUGUUCCAAUGUUUGUUUGCACUAUGGCAUAUCCCACUGUGCCUUGCCCUCUACACGUCUUUGAGCCAAGAUACCGAUUAAUGAUUCGCAGAAGUAUGGAAACUGGGACUAAACAGUUUGGGAUGUGUAUAAGUGAUUCUCAAAAUGGUUUUGCAGAUUAUGGAUGCAUGCUGCAAAUUAGGAACGUUCAUUUUCUACCUGAUGGGCGGUCUGUUGUUGAUACAGUUGGUGGAAAGAGAUUUAGAGUUUUACGGAGAGGCAUGAAAGAUGGUUAUUGCACUGCAGACAUUGAAUAUUUGGAAGAUGUUAAGGUUGCUGAUGAAGGAGAACUAAAGAAACUGAGAGAACUUCACAAUUUUGUUUACAAUCAGGCCUGCAGUUGGUUUCAAAACUUAAGAAACAAGUUUCGCACUCAAAUUCUUCAGCACUUCGGGCCAAUGCCUGAUAGGGAGGAAAAUAUACAGGCAAUGCCCAAUGGUCCUGCUUGGUGUUGGUGGCUUCUAGCUGUUCUCCCAGUAGACCCCAGAUAUCAGCUGUCAGUUCUCUCCAUGAUGUCUUUAAAAGACCGUCUGGUAAAAAUCCAACAUAUACUCACAUAUUUUUCUAGAGACCAGUCCAAAUGACUAACCGCCUGGGUCUUCCUGAAAAGUUACUCUGUUCUGGUUGUAGUAGCAGCUGGAAUUUUUGCUGCCUUUGCACAUCUAGCGCUGGUUUGAGAAGUGUAAUGGAACUGCUUUUUUCUCUCUCCUUCCCACUCUCCCAGCUUCUUGAACCGCGUGGUUCUUUGAAUGCACCCUUUCUUCAACUGUGAGAGAAGACCACUGAUGAUUGCACAGUCAAUCCAGCUAGAUAUGUUUUUCAUGUUAUCGACAUUACAAUUUGCACUAUGUAGAAGAGAACCUUUUUGAGACUUGAUAAUUUUAGCCACUGACUUUUUAAAGCUGUGGGAAGUGCAGGACUUAAGGCUGACAGUCCAAGUUUACAACACUGAGGAGGUAUUAAAGGUUUUGCAGAUGUUUGCCUCAUACAACUAUUCUUUUGCUGUUUGCACAGAUAUUUGAAAUAUAGUAUUGAAUGUCACUGGUGGAUAUUACUAUUCUUGUUGAAUUAUCUUGACCAUGAAUAUGGCACAGAUUUUUAAGUUAUCUUGUAAACGUAUGCAUCACAAAACAGGUGACAUUAUGAACUGUAUGCUGAACUGAGAGCCAAUUUUAAGGAACAAAUGCAAAAAAAAAAGGUACUUCUGUCUAAAAAUACUUAAACUGUGAAUAUGGUUUACAUACCUAGGCCUGUACAUGUUAAGAGGAAACUGAAAACUAAAUGCUAGUACGAGUUACAUUUCUACUGGGCUUUUCAAGCUGGCUGUUCUUCCAGAGCACACACUAGUUUAUAGAGCUUAGAAGAAGAAAUCUUAGAGUGUGUGUGUUGGGGAUUGUGCAUCCAGGAUUUAAAAGCUUAAAGUUUUAUUUGAACUUUUUUAAGUUGAUGCAAAUGUGAGUUCUAUGCCUUACUCAUAUCAGUAGUAGAGCACACUGCAGUGGCAAGGUUAGCAUCAUGCUGCCAAUAGGUACUUUUUGUAAUUAAAGGUUUGCAUAUUUGUGAAUAUGUCUGAUACUAGCUUUCUUGUAUGUAAAUCAUUUGUAAAAUAUUUCUUAAAUCUUGCUUUUGCUAAUAUAUUUAAUUUUCAAUAAAAGCUAAGUUUGUAAUAUUUUUAACUUUUAUCAGAAGCUAAAAAUCACUUCAAUUUUCCAUAUGCAUCUAUUCUGGGAUCUUAAGUAAAUCCAGAAGCAACUGUUUAACCUACAUCAAGGUUGUAAGCACUUUGUGACAUAAUUGGUAUGUACAUAAUCUGUUUCUGAUUAUAGUACCUGUCGCAGACUGAUCAUUCAUCAAACAAGUUUUUACUGGUGUCCUGCUUUUAUAUCUACUUUUCUUAAAUGAAGGUGGUUUCAGGUAUGAAGUUUGCAUUUCACAAACUUAUGUAAAAGUUAUGGGAAGCUGUUCUUGUGGAACAGUUUGGUCGUUAAUAGAUUUGCUAAUUCGAUGCUCUGGCCUUGUUCUUGUCUGGAGUUGAAGGCUUGAGAUAUUGCAGGCAACUCAAAAUCUGCUGGAUCAUUUUUAGUGUGGACUUUUAUCUAGAGUAAAUUUCCCCUUUGUUGUAUGAGUAGUGUCCUGGAUUAAUAUUUGGAAAACUUUAUUUGCAUAAGAAAGAGGAUCCUCUGUUUCAUCGCAUCAGUGUGUUACAUCCUUAGAAUCUUAAUCUUCGUAUCACUGUGUGAUUUUAUUAAAAAUGCAGUUGACAGGAUCUUUUCUUGACAGCGAAAAGUCCCUAUAGCCAGGCUUUGAAGUAUUCAAAUAAUCUAGUGAUAUUUUUUUUUCUUGCCAAGAGC